Messenger RNA from Dreissena polymorpha, 6025 nucleotides. Its product is annotated as probable nuclear hormone receptor HR3. NCBI's taxonomy places the organism in Eukaryota, Metazoa, Mollusca, Bivalvia, Myida, Dreissenidae. The record is from RefSeq and is a predicted model, not a curated record. Gene Ontology annotation, molecular function: zinc ion binding; nuclear receptor activity; RNA polymerase II cis-regulatory region sequence-specific DNA binding. Gene Ontology annotation, biological process: regulation of transcription by RNA polymerase II. Gene Ontology annotation, cellular component: nucleus. The transcript is spliced from 12 exons. Bases 336 to 1649 code for a protein of 437 amino acids.
CGAACAAAAUAGUUCAGUGUGGAUGCCGAAAUAGUUCGCUAUGAGGUAUAGACAAAUAACCACGUUUCAAUGUGUCAUGCUGUAUCAAUACGAAAAACACAAAAACUAUAAUUUUAAAAGUUGUUAAUGUGAACAGUUUGACCAAAUACUUUAACAAUUGCGAAAUGAUGGGGCCGCGUAAUGAUAUUUUAUGCUAAUUACAUGAUAAUGUGAGUGACCUACUGGAGUUGCGAGUGUUAUUUAUGGAAAAUCAGCGGAUGUUCAGCUGUAAAUUCGUGGAUAUUUAGGUCGCAGUGGCUAAAUUGGGUCACACGGACGAAAGCCCAUGGUCCACAAUGACAACAGUGAAUGACACUGCGUCCCCAUCUUCUACAUUUACGAAAACAAAAACUGCAGCAUCUUCAACAUACACACCAUCAAAAACACAGAUAGAGGUGAUACCCUGCAAGAUAUGUGGAGACAAGUCCUCGGGAGUCCACUAUGGAGUCAUCACAUGUGAGGGAUGCAAGGGCUUCUUCAGACGCUCCCAAUCAGGUCCGGUCAACUACCAGUGUCCACGUAACAAGCAGUGUAUCAUCGACCGCGUGAACAGAAACAGGUGUCAGUACUGUAGACUACAGAAAUGCCUACUGUUGGGGAUGUCACGAGAUGCUGUGAAGUUUGGUCGAAUGUCUAAGAAGCAAAGAGAGAAGGUAGAAGGAGAAGCCCAGCUGAUCAAGGCUGGGGUCUCACCAGGCGUUAAUGGAUACAACACGAGUGACAACUACCUGUACCGCAAUCAGAACGGGUUUUACUACGGGGACGGCAGCACGCCCGUCAGUCCUGGUAGCAACCCCACAUUCAGCCCUACAGAGUCCCCCACCAACCCACUGGCUCCCUUGUCUGUACUAAAGACAGUAGAUAUACUAGACACAGUUUCGUUUGGCAAGGCCAUUUUGGAGGCCCACCAGAGGACAAGUCCGUACAAUGCUGAAACCUUACCUCAGAUCAAGUGUGUCGAUAUGGACGUGAUCUCCAUGUACCAGAAUAUGUCUCACAGACAGAUCUGGGCGGAGGUGGCAGACAAGCUCACACUGGCCGUACAGCAGAUCAUAGAGUUCGCCAAAAUGGUUCCAGGCUUUAUGGACCUUUCUCAGGAUGACCAAAUCAUGCUCCUUAAAGCAGGAAGUUUUGAACUGGCAUUACUACGCUGUACAAAUGUGUAUGACGCCGCGUCUGACAGUGUGGUCUUCGGUGAUCGCUAUGUGCCUUUGAAGGCCUUUGCCAACUUAACGGAGGAGGAAAUUUUACUUCAAAACCAGAUCUUUGAUCUGGUCAAGACUUUACAGCAGAUCGACCUCACAGAGCCAGAAAUGGCACUCUUUGGAGCAACGCUGUUGGUCCGACCAGAUCGACCUGGGCUGAAAGAUCUGACAGACAUUCAGAGGCUGUAUGAGAAAAUCAGCUCCGCGUUGAAAAUGGAGCUUGGUAAAAACAAUCGUGAAGAUGAAAUGAUGAUAACCAAGCUGAACCAAAUCACGUGGUUUGUCAGGAACCUUAACUCUCAACAUAUAAAUGUGCUGAAUAGAUUCAAACAGGCUGAGCCUGAUAUGGAGUUUCCUGCCCUUCAUAAGGAACUCUUUAGUGUGGAGGGAUUAGAGAACUCGUGAGAACUCUUCAGGAAAGAGAAAUGAAGGUGGAAAAACUCCAAAAACAUUUGAAUUUCAGGUUAUUUUUAGUAACAAUGAACUCUUCAUGUGGAGGAGGCAAAAAUAUGUUUUUAGUAUUAUUAAACCUUUCAUUUGGAGGAGGGAAAUGUCUAUUUGAGAUCAUGAUCAUCUGAUUUGAUUUGGUGUGGAAACGAAGCUUGUAACACAGUUCCUUGACAGUGUCAGUGCAUUGCUAAGAUGUGUUUUCCAGUCUUUCAGCUCACCUGAUCAUCAUUUGAUUAUUGUGACCAGUCUAUGUCCAGUGAUAUGUCAUGUGUCCUCAACUUUUAGCUUGUAAUCGCUCUAAAGGCCAAUUUGUUUCAUAUAUAAGCUUAUCUGGUAUAAAUAAACAAAAACAUUGUUCAGAAUAUGUAUCUUGACAAAGUAUAGAUGGAGUUAAAAUCUGCGUCAUGUGUAUUUAAAAACAAGGUCAUUAGGUCAAAUCUGAGACGAAUGUGUAAUCAUUUUAGAAGCCAUGUUUAUUACUUAAUCUUGUUGAAACAUCUCAGAAUGUUUAUCUCGACAAAAUGAAGGCCUCAGUUUGUAUCAAGGUUAUGUGUGUCCAAAAACUAGUCAACAAGUCAAAGCUUAGAAUGGCCGUAUUACCACUCUAGAAGCCACGUUUAUCAACAUAUGCUUAAGUCAAAAAUGAUCCACAGGAUAUGUGGUCCUAUAACUUUAGAUUUUUACAUGACCAGAGAAUAACUGACUAAAUCAAAUGCCUUUGAAAUUGAAAUUUUCAGAUGUUUACAACCUCAAGGAAAGGCCAACUGUUGCAUUGUUGCCUGGUAUUGAUGCACAUGUGUAAAAAGAAUGAAAUCAUUAUGCAAUAAUAUAGACCUAUGAAAACUUUUCAUUCAUUCCAGCGAUUAUAUCUGAACAUUUUCGAUGGAAUGUGAGUUGGCUUCGGACAGGGUUGGAAGCAUGACGUUCUCAUUAAUAUGUUGUCCCUCCGACGCUGUAUACAGCCCAUCUCCCUGCGACGUUGUAUACAGCCCAUCUCUCCCUCCGACGCUGUAGACAGCCCAACUCGCGUUCGCUUGUAAAUGUUCGGAUAUCUUGGCAUGAAAUUCACAUGAAGUAUAUUUUGGCACAAAAAAAUAAAAAAAAGCACUUAGUAUCUAAUUAAAUCUUUGUUACCAUACCACAGCAAACUUUGAAAUUUUUGCAAUUGCUAUAAGGAACACUAAUUUUUAUGAGUUACUAAAUAUUUUUGAGUAUUUUUUUACUCUAAUGAAACCUGCUUAGAAUGUUUAUCUUGAUAUGAUCAGUGGCAUGUUUGAGUCUGAGUAAAGUAGGGUCAAAAACUGGAUCACGAGGUCAAAUCUAUAAAAAGUGGUGUACCUCAAGUGAGCACUUGAAGGCCAUUAUAGCCCUCUUGUUUAUGGAAAGGUUGAUUUUUAAAUUGUAAGAAUUGAUGAUCAGUUUAUCUCUAUAUGUUUAUGCAGGGAUUUGUGAUUUUGUUGUAAACACCUUCAUUUUUGUUAAAUCAUGUGGACAUACAUUUUGUUAAGGUCAUUCAAUUAAGUGCCACAUUUGGUGUAUGUAUAAUAUAUAAACAUAUUUUUGUGUACUCUAGCUAAUUUUGUGUGAAAUGGUAUUUUCUUUCAUACACUAAAAUGAACUACAGGUACAUUUAACCCCAAACACUGAAUAUAAGUGUGAGCCUGGCUUUUGCAACAUAUUGUAUUGAGACACAUCUGCUUGAAGUUAAAUAAUCCUGUCAUAAAUAAUUCAUGAGAACAUUAAACAUUGCCACAAAUUAGUGAUAAGAUGUCAUCAUAUCCAUGGGUAGUGGUUGGGCUAUGGACAUUGUAAAAUUGUAAUAACAAUAUUCUAUCAAUAUUUGUAUUCAUGAUCAUAUUCAUAACGUUCUUACUUUGAUGGAAAUUAAUUACCUUCCUACUUUAUUUGAAGAGGUACAUUUAACAGAUUGGUUAAAAUGCAACUUUAUAAAUUGUGUCAUGUAUGUCUUUAAAAAAACAAAUUAUACCUUGUAUACAUUGUAAAUUUAUCUUGUAUAAAUUGUAAAUUUAUAAGAAGUAUAUGCUUGUUCAUGGAUAGUCAUCAAAUGAAAUUUAUAAAAUUAUAGUGUAUUUGCAAUGAUUUCAUCACCUUUGGGUAACAUAUGAAAUAAUUAACUUAGCAUUUAUAAUAAAUUUCGAAGUCAAAUGGCAGAAUUGCGCCGAGUAAAAUUCAUGCUACAAUUUGAUCUCAAGGAGCUCAGGUUUAAAUCCCGGUGAAGGCUUAAUUUCUUGAUAUGAUGGUUAACAUUUAACCCCUUAUAAACGCACUUCAACGCUUUUGUAUUCCCUUAGAAAAUCUAAUUACAUUUAAAAUCUUUUCUAGAAUUUCAAAGGCGUCAUUCCAACCUUAAGAUUUUGAUAAGCAGCAAACAGCAUAAAACCUGAACAGACUGCAAGUUACUCGCAGGCUGUUCUGGUUUUAUGCUGGAUGCUAAAGCCAUUUUCACUUUGCUUCUGAUGAGGAAAGGGUUAAACUUCUUUUCAAAUACUGAUGUUUAGCUUGGCAAUUCUCCAAAUGGUCUGAGAAAUACUUCUUGCCCAUAUGUCAGUAUUGGUGUUCCUGUAAUGCUGUGGUAAAUGUAAAAGAACCACAUCUCCAUAAUGGUAUUUCUGCUAUAGAUAUUCAAUGGAAAAUUUACACAUGUAUUUGGUGUCAUUGGCAUAACCAACUUAAAAAACUCUGACCUGCAAUUUAGCAGAAUUAUGCUCAUUUUUGUACUAAAAAAAAUAUGUUUAACUUGUGUGUGCAUUUAUCCAGUAACUAUAUUUACUACAUAUAUGGUACGAACACAGGAUCUGUAUGAAAAUUCACUGACCAAAAUCUACAACUUUGACCAGUCGUUAAGCAUUAUUAUGUCCCCUUUUGUACUUAGAAUGCAGGCAAAGGUUUGGGUGCAAAUUGAAAUUCUAGUUUAAGUUUUCAAGCAAACAACUCUCUUAUCUCUAUCUUACAUAUAUCAUAUGGUUGCAUUUUGGCCAGCUGGGUCAAGGCAUGGUCACUGUUGCUAAAAAUAGCUUAACUCUUUCAGUGCUGGAACCGAAUUUUGAAGGCCUUUGCAAACAGUUUGGAUCCAGAUGAGACGCCACAGAACAUGGCGUCUCAUCAGGAUCCAAACUGUUUGCUUUUCUGAUAGUAUUCUUUGAAAAAAGCGAAGAAAAUGCUAAUUUUACAAAUCCAGCAGACGACAUUUUAGCAGACGACAAAUUUCCCAGCAUGCAAAGGGUUAAAAGUUAGCACUCAAUAACUUCAGUAAGGAUGGAGAUAUUGUGCUAAUAUGGUUUAUGUAGAUACAUUAUAGGCUUAUCUAGAAAGUGAUUGCAUUAAGAGCCAGUGGGGCAAAGGUAACUCCUUCUAAAAUAGAAAAAGUAUUUCCGUUCAAUAAAUUGAGUUUUGAUGUAGGUAUUGGGCUCUAAUUUUGUUUGAAAGUAGCUUUCAUACAGACUUAGAGUGGGAUUCCAAUUACCGGUAGGAUCAGUUUGGUCAAGGUCAUUGUUACUAAACAUAGGUUUUAGCUCAAAAACUUAAAUAUGUAUAAUUAUGGAGGUAAUGUACAGUUAUUAUGUGCAAAAGUAGCUGAGAUGAACACCUUGCUUACAAAGGUAAUGAAAUUGAGAUUGAUAAAAAGUUGAAAGUGUGAUUUGUUGACAUUUCUCCUUUUAAUAAAUACAUUUUUAGCGUUAAGUUUACAUGUACCAUAAAACAGAUAUUGAACAUCAAGAAUGUGUUUUAGUCAUUAUAUCUUGUGACUGACAGAAUAUGUAUAUUAUACUUAAAGCUGAAGAAAAGUCAAGUGCAUUGUCUUGGCACAGCUGUUGUUAUAUUGGCUUUUUCAACAUUUAAAUACAUUUUCAAAAAGUAUGAACAUCUGUGAACACACCCCAUCAAUGUCAUCUGCUUCCGUACAAUACACAUUAAAUUAAUGCUUGAGAUAUGAACAGUAUAUAAAUCAAGAUUACAUAAUUACACAUUUUAUUUGACUUAAGUUUGUUGAAGGGAGGAAUAGACAACUGAAUUUCUUUUAUCUUUGUACAAUUUGUUUAUAACAUUUUAUUAUAUUUUAGAAAGUAAAUUGACAUUAGCAUGUGCUAUUUUAUGAUUUUUUUUCAGAUUUUUUUUUCAAUCAACAAAAAGUGUGAAAAUGAAUAGCAUUAUAUUUGUUGAAUUUUAUUCUUUAAAUAUCAUAUGUCAUUGGCAAAUGAGGUAGGUCUUUGUAUGUUGUUUGUACAGAAUCUUUAUGAGUUGUUAUUAUUCUGCUCCAUUGUAAACCUUGAUUUACUGAAAUACAUUAAAUAAAAUAAUCAGAAAAUAUA